Molecule: messenger RNA, 1825 nt
Organism: Scheffersomyces coipomensis
Lineage: Eukaryota; Fungi; Ascomycota; Pichiomycetes; Serinales; Debaryomycetaceae
Product: GPI-anchor transamidase subunit
Exons: 1
Coding region: 403-1665 (420 amino acids)
Biological process (GO): attachment of GPI anchor to protein
Cellular component (GO): membrane; GPI-anchor transamidase complex
Source: RefSeq, a predicted model, not a curated record
UUUAAACGAACUAUGACUUUUUUAUUUAUUAAUGUUUUUAAGAAUGGUUUUGGAUUUAUAGGAUGAAACUAGAAAUAGAUUAGUUAGUACUUCGUUCUUUCUUUUGAAUCGAAGGGACGAUUCAUCCAAUCUUAGGUAUACAUACCGAUGACAUUGUUACUUUACAACCUCUAUGCUAUGCUAUGCUAUGAUGUGAUAUGAUAUGAUAGUUAACGGUUACUUAUAAUCUGUUGCCAUUUUCUGAAAAUUUGAUUUUGAAUGGGAACCAAAAGAAACAUCCUUACCUCAAUGACAACUACCACCACUAGACUGAAAAAAAAAAUCAAAACACGUAUAAGCAACCAAAUUAUCAUCAACCAAGCUAUUUAAAACCACUUCAUAUACCCACGACAGAUUGAUGGUAUGACUAAAUUGAAUCAAGUAUUGAUAAUAGGAGGUCUUAUUAGAUUUCUAAUCCCCACUUUAUUACCUCAAGUGGUUCCUAUAUUAUCAUCAAUUAAUGAAAUAUCAACCCCCAUAAAUUCAUUUAAAUCAUUACAAGAAGCAUUCUAUUAUUUUGCUAAUGGAAUAGAAUUAUAUGAUGGUGGGAUCAAUCAUCAUCCUCCAGUAUUGGUCAUUCUUUUAUCAUUUGUUAAUGAUCUUGGAUAUCCUGUUUUAUCCAAUAUUAUCUUCAAUUUAAUCUAUACUUUGUGUGAUAUAUAUAUAACUUAUCGAUUAAUUGCUUUAAAUCAAUGGUAUCAUGAUCAAUGGUCAUCUAAAUCAGGAUCAAAUAAAUAUAAUGAUGAUUUAAUUGCUAGUUUUUAUUUAUUCAAUCCAUUGAUUAUCGUUACCAAUUUAUCUCAUUCUACAUUAGUAUUUUCUGUAUUAUUCAUUAUUGAAACUUUACAUCAAUUAUUAGUGAUUAAAAAUCUUCCCAGAUCAAUGAUUGCAUUAUCAAUUGCAAGUUAUUUAUCAUAUACACCCGUAUGGUUAGUCAUUCCAUUAUUAGCUUUAAUGCAAGUAACUAAUCCUGAUGUACCAAAAGUUGAAAUUUAUGGUCGGAAUUUUGGAUUCUUUUUAAUGGGAUUAAUGUUAUUCAUUAUCAUGUCAUUUUUAAUCACUGCAUCAUGGCAAUUCUUUUAUCAAUGUUAUGGAACCAUCUUCCUCUUUAAUAAAAUCCAACCUAAUAUCGGAUUAUGGUGGUAUAUCUUUACCGAAAUGUUUGAAUUCUUUACCCCAUUUUAUAUUGGAGUAUUCAAUCUUUAUAGUAUAAUAUUCAUCUUUCCUAUCACAUUAAGAUUCACUAAUGAUGGAGUAUUUGCAUUCAUAUUAUCAUUAAUCUGGUUAAGUUUUACAAAAUCAUAUCCUACUAUUGGAGAUUUAGGUUAUAUUUUAUCUAUUCUUCCAAUUUUCAAAUCAAGUUUUCUUAAUUAUUGUAAAUUCUCCAUUGUUUACAUCAUCUUACUUAUAAUCUGUUUAAUCUUAUCGCCCAUCUUUUAUUAUUGUUGGAUUGUAUUAGGUAAUGGUAAUUCCAAUUUCUUCUACAGUAUAAAUUUAAUAUGGGGAGUGAUUUAUUUAUUUAUUAUGAUGGAUUUAAUAUGGGCUAAAUUAACAUUAGAUUAUAUUAUGGAUAAUGAUAUUAAAGAUAAAGAACAAAUUGAUAAAUUAAGAUUAACUCAACUUUAGUUUCAUUUAUAUACCUUAAAAUAGCAUUUCACCUUUUAAAAAUUCCUAAUAAAAUUGAUUAAUUAAUAGAAUUUAUUUAAAAUCGGUAUACAUUUACAGGUUACCCAUAUUUAAUAUGUAAAAAACCAGUUAAUCUGUAAAAUACUCCCAUUAAUCUGUA